Messenger RNA from Drosophila navojoa, 756 nucleotides. RefSeq names its product proteasome subunit beta type-1. Lineage: Eukaryota; Metazoa; Arthropoda; Insecta; Diptera; Drosophilidae. The record is from RefSeq and is a predicted model, not a curated record. Gene Ontology annotation, cellular component: proteasome core complex; nucleus; cytoplasm.
AUGGAUGCUUUUUUCAAGAGUUUUAAUCGUUCGGUGUUCGGAGAUAUUAACUCUGAUUCACCAGAGGAGCAAAAUCCCGCUGAUCUAGUCUUGGGCCGCUCGAGAAGAGAAAACCCUUACGAGCAGAAUGGGGGCACUGUGAUGGCACUGACUGGUCCUGACUUCGUUUUGCUUGCUGCAGACACUCGAUUGAGUUGCGAAAGCCACGUCCUGUCGCGGAGGCAGAGCAAACUAUUCAAGAUGACGCCGACCGCGGUGGUGGGAUCCACGGGAUGCUGGUGCGACGUCCUCGCGUUGACCAGUAUGUUGAGGAUGCAUGUCCAGUCGUACGAGAUGGAGCACAGGCAGACCAUCUCGACCGAAGCCCUGGCCCACCUGAUAUCCGUGUCGAUGUACAAUCGGCGCUUCUUUCCCUACUUCACGUACACCCUCCUCGCUGGCUUGGACAGUAAGGGCAAGCCGACCGUCUACUAUUACGAUCCCGUUGGGCACUAUGAGUGCGUCCGUUAUCGUGCGGUUGGCACCUCGUUGGCUAUUCUGCAGCCCUGCUUGGACCAGUUCUACGGCUGGGAGAACUGCCGACUCUCGCUUCCACUAAAGAAUGAUAACCUGACCAUGACAGAAGCCUUGGAUAUGGCACGUAAGUGCUUGCGCAUUGGUGCCGAUCGGGAUACUUUUACGGGCGAUAAGGGCGAGCUCCUGAGCAUCACCAGCCAGGGCAUGAAGUACAGCACCAUGGACCUGCGCGGUGAUUAA